Molecule: messenger RNA, 1091 nt
Organism: Acomys russatus (golden spiny mouse)
Lineage: Eukaryota; Metazoa; Chordata; Mammalia; Rodentia; Muridae
Gene: Ccdc137
Product: coiled-coil domain containing 137
Exons: 6
Coding region: 1-870 (289 amino acids)
Source: RefSeq, a predicted model, not a curated record
AUGGCGGGGCGUGGGCGCGCAGUCCAAGCUGCCGGGCGGUCGGCCGGCGUUGGGGACCCGGGACAGCCGCAGGCGCGGAGGCAGCAGCAGUCGCAGGGACAGCAGCGCUCGGCUUCACGGCUCGGACAGCGUAGGAAGGAAAAGAAGAAAGUGAACUGCAAACCGAAGAACCAGGAUGAGCAAGAAAUCCCUUUCCGGCUCCGAGAGAUUAUGAGGAGCCAACAGGAGAUGAAAAAGCCGCUAAGUAACAAGAGGAGAAAGAGGGAUGCCCAGGUGGCUUUCAAGAAGACGUUGGAAAAGGAAGCAAAAGGAGAGGAGCCAGACAUCGCCGUCCCCACGUUCAGGCAAAGGAAGGGGGAGUCCGACGCCGCCUACGUCCAGCGCAUGGAGCAGGAGGCCCAGCACGUGCUGUUUCUUAGCAAGAACCAGGCCAUCCGGCAGCCAGAGGUGCAGGAAGUUCCCAAGAAGGAGAAGUCUGAGCGGAAGAAAGCGUUCCAGAGGCGGCGACUUGAAAAAGCCCAGAAGAAAAAGGAGGCAAGAGCAGUGGAAAGGCUGGAGCAGGAGUUGCUAAAAGAUACUGUGAAGUUCGGAGAAGUUGCGCUGCGGCCCCCAGAGCUGACAGUCCAGCCUAGAAGGAGCACAUGCAGAGAUGCGCCUGGCAAGAAAUCGCUAAUGCUGAAGAUGCUUCUGGGCUCUGGUGGUGUGUCCCCGGCUCCAGCCACUUCACUGGCUCGUCAGCGGAUCCUUGAGGAAGAGCGGGAGCGGGCUGUGCAGGCUUACAGAGCCCUGAAGAAGCUACAGCGACAAGAAGUGACACCUGGACAGCCACCCGGUAGCUCUUCCCCGAGGAAGCUCCAGGCUUGUCUGUGAUGCAGAGACUUUGGGGUCCACUGCCCUGGGAACUGGCCUGGGAGCUGCUAACCUGGGAAGAGAGAGCGGGUGCGCAGAUGGUUGUCCCCGGAAAGGAGCCUUAGUGUAGGCUUUCCAUAUGGAGGCCGGGUGCUUUAAGGAUGAGUGACCAACAGUGGCUCCCGUCUCACACAGGGCAGGCUCCCCAGCACUUGGCUGAGGCACCGCUGGGAGGGCUUGUG